AUGAUAGAGGUGAUUGUAAAUGACCGUCUGGGUAAGAAAGUGCGUGUGAAAUGCUUGUCAGAUGAUUUGGUUGGCGAUUUCAAAAAGGUUCUUGCCCUUCAAAUCGGUAUUCCAGCUGCUAAAAUUGUUCUUCAAAUAGGUGGAUCCGUAUUGAAAGAUCACAUCAGUCUCGAGGACUAUGAAGUUCACGAUAACACUUACCUGGAAUUGUAUUACUUGUGA
Lachancea mirantina is the source of this 222-nucleotide messenger RNA. NCBI's taxonomy places the organism in Eukaryota, Fungi, Ascomycota, Saccharomycetes, Saccharomycetales, Saccharomycetaceae. The record is from the annotation of a GenBank genome assembly.